This is a messenger RNA of Triticum turgidum subsp. durum (durum wheat), 240 nucleotides long. The record is from the annotation of a GenBank genome assembly. NCBI's taxonomy places the organism in Eukaryota, Viridiplantae, Streptophyta, Magnoliopsida, Poales, Poaceae.
AUGGAGGGGAGGAGGCUGCAGGAGGAGGAGCAGGAGCAGGAGCAGCGGGAGGUGCUGCUCAUCCACAGCCAGGUGCGGAGGAUCAAGCGGGAGGACGAGGAGACCCGGAGGCACCUCCUCAAGCUGCAGUUGCUGGAGACGAGGCCGGCCGCCGGGCAGGAGGCCUCGCCGCCGGCCUCCCGCUCGCUGUCGCCGCUGCGGCGUGCCGGGAGCGCCAUACCGGUCGGCGACUGGGCCUAG